This is a messenger RNA of Pyricularia pennisetigena, 354 nucleotides long. RefSeq lists its product as uncharacterized. The transcript has 2 exons. Lineage: Eukaryota; Fungi; Ascomycota; Sordariomycetes; Magnaporthales; Pyriculariaceae. The coding region runs from base 1 to 354 and encodes 117 amino acids. The record is from RefSeq and is a predicted model, not a curated record.
AUGAGCACCGCCGACCCGACGAUCGGCUACGCCUGCUCGUACCAGGACUGCCUCGGCGCCAGCGCCAGCUACAACCGCCCGAGCUCCGGGUUCGCCGGUCGCCCCUCUGCCAUGGCCUGCUGCUUUCCGCCUCCUUCAGGAUCGACACGAGUGGGCUGCUUUGCCAUCGGCGCCAGCGGUGGCUGCUACCUCAAAAAUGCCACCCGCGCGCAGAGGGCAACGACGGGCUCUCCCUACCGCUGGCUUCCUCACCGCAGAGCUGCUUCAAGUCUGGACUCCUCGAUUCUUGCUGGCGUCAGCCGAUUCGGUUUCGACGAGGGAAUGUUGUUUUCUUCCUUCUUCUAUUUGGAUUGA